Messenger RNA from Cutaneotrichosporon cavernicola, 2334 nucleotides. RefSeq lists its product as uncharacterized. Gene Ontology annotation, cellular component: nucleus. Gene Ontology annotation, biological process: regulation of DNA-templated transcription. Lineage: Eukaryota; Fungi; Basidiomycota; Tremellomycetes; Trichosporonales; Trichosporonaceae. The record is from RefSeq and is a predicted model, not a curated record. Bases 1 to 2334 code for a protein of 777 amino acids. The transcript is spliced from 4 exons.
AUGGCCAAAUCGCCCGUCUCCUCACAGCCAUCACCCAUGACCUCGAACGCGUCGGUGCCGGCGCUGACUGCGGGAACGACGGCCCCGACCUCGCCGUCGCCGUCCCCCGGAUCACCACUUAGCCCAGUCCCCGACUCGAGCAGCAUCAGCAAGAAGCGCAAGGCACCUGCGUCAGGUGGCGCCAAGAAGAAGGCCAAGAACGACACGAAUGCUCCUGCACCCAAGAAGGGCAAGGGCAAGCAGGCGCAGACCAAGGCCGAAGACAAGGAGAAGCCCGAGAAGGAGAAGGGCACGUACUGCCACCAAUGCCGCACCAAGAUCGAACCGGACAAAGUGCUCCGCUGCACCAAACUGCGAAAGUAUACAAAGAGCACACCUGCGCGCGCGUGCAACCUCGCGUGGUGCGAGCGCGACUUGCGCAAGCGGUACGAGGUCGAUCCCGACGAGAUCAGGGAACGGGGACAUAACGUCGACGCCGCCGAAGCGGCCAAGCACGACGCGUCCAAGGAUUACGUGUGGGCGUGCCCGUGCUGUCUCGACGAGUGCCAGAACUCGACCUGCCGUAUCAAGAAAGGCCUCCAACCCCUCGGCGAUGUCGUCAAACUGGCGGCCGAGCAAGACAUCACCCCACUCGAGCUCGUCGCACAGAUCAAUGCGGACGGGCCGGAACCCACCACUAAAUCCCGCGCGGACAUGUUCGACAUGACUAACGGCCACUUGAGCGACGUCGAUGCGCCCAAGGCCCCGGGAUCCAAGCCCCCACCGAAGAAGGCUAAGACGAAAGAGACGGCCAAGAGCAAGGCGGCAACGAAGAAGACCGCGACCAAAGAGGCCAAGAAGACUGCCAAGACCAAGGAGAAAGAGGUACCGAAGAAGGCUGCCAAGAAGGAGGUGCCAAAGGAAAAACCGGCUCCGCCUCGCGUCGUGUGGCCCAAGUCUGACCCGCCUGACAUCGCCAACAUCGACACGCGCAUGGGGCGCGAGGAAGUCGAGCAGCGCAUGUACCUUCGCGAGUUUGUGUGCCGGUUUCGCGAGCUGCUCAAGCUGCCAGACCGCAGUCUCGGCGCGUUCGACGACUUUGAUCACCCGCUCGGCGAGACGACCGUGCGGCAGGUCGCGAGUGCGUUCCUCGGGCUCAUCGGGCAUAAUGGGGGUAUGACCGUCCGGAAAUUCUAUGUCGACUCGUAUGAGCCGGAGAUGGACUCUGAGAUCGAAGACCUGCGCGAAGAGAUGAGGUAUGCCGACCUCGCGCGCUUCGCAUCGAUCUACCAGCAGGUCGCGGACAUGCUGGACCUGAAGAUGCCACCGGACCCGACUUCUGCGGCGCGGGAGCGUAACGAGAAAGCGAUGAGAGCGCUGCUCGACCUCGGCGCGGACGAUGAGGCGCCAGCGUGGGCGAUGGAGGCUGGUCCGUCGACACGCCGCGGUGCGUCCCGUCUCCCUGCUCCGAACGAGGUUGUGCGCAUGCUCCUUGCUCUCGUCGAGUACGUCAUGCACCUCGACAUUGUGCGGUUCCAAAUGGACCCUAACGUGGGGUACUCGGCAGGCGAUGAGAUCCGCAAGAUGAGCACGGAGCAGAAGGAGGAAGCCAAGCGGUGGGAUGCGGAAAAGAAGAAGCUCAACGCGGCGCGCGUGCGAGCCAAGACCGCCGCGGAUACCAAGGCCGCGCGAGAGAAGCUUAAGGAGCGCGAAGAGGAGCACUGCUUGCGCAGUCGCAUGUCGGCCAUCAACUACCGCGCAGGGCUGGCGCGGAAGUCGAUGCGCUUCGAGCCGCUGGGCGUUGAUCUCGAUGGGCGCGUGUACUAUUCUCUUUCAGCACGCGAGAUCGACCGCGAGCGGUACCGACCCAGCUUUUGGGCACGUGGUGUGUUGAUCUGGGGCCGUGGAUGGGGCCGUGAGGACGACGACAUUCCAACCCUUGUGGAGCGGUGGAUGGUAGCCAACACCAGCGUGGAUCUGCUUGCGGUCACUCGCUACCUCACAUACCGCUGGCGCACCAAGUAUGGCGAGAUGAAGCUGGCCGCCGAAGAGGCUGUCAAGGAGGAGGCGAAGAAAAAGGGCAAAAAGACGCCCAAGGCGACACCGCGGCGACCGUCACUCAAGCAGACACUGUCUAGCCGCAAUAUGGCCAACGGGGCCAACAAGGCCAACGGGUACGAUUCGGACGACUCGGAGCUGAGCUCGCCACCGGAUGACCUGCUCGAGCAGCUUACCCCGCCCGGGUACGAGCCCAGCAUGCAAAUGCUUGAGUACGAGCAGUUCAAACUAGAGUCAAACAUGCGCGACGUCACCAUGUUCGUCGAGGCGCUCGAGUGGAAGGGCAUCCGGCCGUAG